UUAUUUGUUUCUAAAAUGUUCAACACAAUAGUAACACAUGUGGUGAGUUUGACGUGUCUGACGGGCUUUGGAUACUUCACUUAUUACAGCUGUCUCGGAUGUGUGUUUAAAAUCCUUGCAUCUAUUUGCUGUUUUGUGUAUAUUUCUUAUUUGUUGGCCAGUAUCACGGACAAUGCUUUGCCGAGGUUCAGGGUCAAAUCAAAAAACAAAGCUGUCUUCAUCACAGGUUGUGACACCGGUUUCGGUCAAAUGCUGGCCCGUCGGCUGGAUAGCAUCGGUUUUAAAGUGUUCGCCGGAUGUCUAGACCCUGAUGGAGCAGGAGCACGGGCCCUGAAGGACACCACGACUCACCACCUGCGGAUAGUUCGCUUGAAUGUGACACAGGAUGACAGCGUUCGGGAAGCACUCGAAACUGUGAAGAAGGAAAUGGGCGAUUGUUCAUUGUGGGCACUGGUCAACAACGCUGGGAUUAUUGAACGAGGAGAACUGGAAUGGACGCCUUUGGAAGUGUACAAAAAGCAAUUCGAAGUCAACACAUUUGGAGUGGUCAGAGUUACGCAAGCAUUCUUACCUCUGUUACGAAGGUCUAAAGGAAGAGUCGUGACAACAACAAGUGUAGGAGGUAUCUACAAUUUUUCGGGAUUCGGUGCUUAUUGCAUGAGUAAACACGCGACGGCUUCCUUUUGUGAUGUUCUCCGGCUGGAGAUGGCGAAAUUUGGGAUUAAAGUUGUCACAAUAGAGCCAUUCUCUUAUCAAACAUCAAUGACCGAAAUGUCUACAGUGCUUCAAAGUGUCCGGAACACGUGGUCCAGUUCACUAGCAGUCAGAAACGAUCCUGAAGUCUACGACUCUGAGUAUUUGCGCGCUUUCUCAGACUCGGUUCGAAAGUUCAACGAAAAGACAGCUCUGCCAAACACAUCGGAAGUCGUAGAUCGGCUUGUAGAAGGGGUGUGCGCUAUCAGCCCUCACUACUCCUACGUGGUUGGCGAUCUCAUGUCUCUACUCAAUCUAUGGUUGUCCAGAAGAGUGCCCAAGACGGUCGCUGAUUUCUUCGUAAGAAAGAAUGUUACGUUCGAUUGCGAUAUACAGUUGCAUUUACAACAAAAAGAGCUUCAAAAGAAAAGGGCUUAAAUACUUUUGUUUCUUUUGAGAAAAAGUAUUUGUACACAUUGUAAAUAAAUCUUUCAACCACUUCUUUACUUUUGUACUUCAUAAAAU
Molecule: messenger RNA, 1218 nt
Organism: Uloborus diversus
Lineage: Eukaryota; Metazoa; Arthropoda; Arachnida; Araneae; Uloboridae
Product: short-chain dehydrogenase/reductase family 9C member 7-like
Exons: 5
Coding region: 16-1131 (371 amino acids)
Molecular function (GO): oxidoreductase activity
Source: RefSeq, a predicted model, not a curated record